UAUUUCACUGGCUCCAGGAUUCCCAGGUAGUGUUUGCAUUAUUGAUAGGCAUGGCUACAAGCAGGCUGCUUCCACGGGGCAGAGCUUCCAUCCACCUGCUUGCUAUUACCCUGUUGCCUGGAGAUCACAAACAGCCUGGCCUGGAGAUGUGUGGCUGCAGAACAAGUGUUCCCAGUAUGAAGCAGUACUCAGUCAGUCAGCCUGCUCCUGCUGCCGCCAAAAAAGGCCCUCCAGCUGCUGCAGGCAUGCCCAAGGGUGUACCCGUUGCCAAGCAGCUGGCAUCAAUAAAAGCUCUAAGAAAAGGCUCAGACCUUGAAAAGGCUUUUGCUACAGCAGCUUUGGUGUAUAACAACCAUGCUGACCCUGAGAGCAAGCUCAGCAAGUCUGAAACCAAGAGCUUACUGCAAUCCCAGUUCUGGCACUUCAUCCAGGGCCAAGAAAACAAACCAAAAUACCAGGAAAUAAUUUCUUCCUUGGAUGAGGACUCAGAGAACAAAAUUAAUUUUGAAGACUUCAUGAUCUUGUUAGUCAGUCUCACUCUGAUGUCUGACCUGCUGCAGGAGAUCAAAAAUGUGAAAACCACAAAAUGAUUUGUGAUUUUAAAGAAGAAAUGGCCUGGCAGCAUGUGAGGAAAGCAUGAGUGAGGUACACACAGAGUGCCUGGGUUCCCUGUGCUGGUCCCUUUUAAAUGGAAUAAAGUUGUGUCCAAACC
Molecule: messenger RNA, 712 nt
Organism: Zonotrichia leucophrys gambelii
Lineage: Eukaryota; Metazoa; Chordata; Aves; Passeriformes; Passerellidae
Gene: SNTN
Product: sentan, cilia apical structure protein
Exons: 4
Coding region: 51-590 (179 amino acids)
Molecular function (GO): calcium ion binding; transition metal ion binding; calcium-dependent protein binding
Source: RefSeq, a predicted model, not a curated record